Messenger RNA from Perca fluviatilis (European perch), 1224 nucleotides. RefSeq lists its product as uncharacterized. Gene Ontology annotation, biological process: response to bacterium. NCBI's taxonomy places the organism in Eukaryota, Metazoa, Chordata, Actinopteri, Perciformes, Percidae. The transcript has 3 exons. The record is from RefSeq and is a predicted model, not a curated record. Bases 1 to 1224 code for a protein of 407 amino acids.
AUGACAUCUCCAAAGUUUCUCUUCUAUCUGACACGUUUGUUCUUCAGAAAAGUUGCUCAGACGACUGAUCCAAAAUUCUCCUCAUCUCUUCAUCAAGUGAAUGCUUUUGUAGCAACUAAAACUGGGCAUAACUUUACUUUGCAAUGUUUCUAUGAAGGCAAUGCUGCUGAAAGGUUUUACUGGUAUAAGCAAACUCUGGGACAGGAACCACGGCUCAUCUCUACUUUCUACAAGUAUAAAACAAAUGAAAUAUUUCAUGAUGAAUUCAAGAACAAUCCACGCUUUAAACUGGAUACUAAAACAGGUAAAAAUCACUUGAAGAUAACAGAUCUGCAAAUUUCUGACUCUGCUACUUACUACUGCGCAAGAAGCUCUUCAUACAAGUUAGAAUUUUGCAAGGGCGCUACAGUCAAUGUAAAGGGUUCAGGUUUGAAGAUCCCAGCUACGGUCCAUCAGUCAGCAUCUGAGAGCAUCCAGCCAGGAGGCUCUGUGACUCUCAACUGUACAUUACACACUGGGACCUGUAAUGGAGAACACAGUGUUUACUGGUUCAAGAACUUGGAAGAGUCUCAGCCAGGACUCAUUUACACCCAUGGAGGCAGGAAUGAUCAGUGUGAGAGGAAACCAGACACACACACACCCUUCAACUUCGUCCAAGUCCCAGAGGGCAUCACAAAGCUGGUCAAAGGCUAUUUCCAGGACCUCCAGUUUUGUGUUACAACUCAGGCUAGUACAACCGCCUGGCAGCACUUGGAGAUAGGGAUAAUGGCGGGCUGCACCAUCUCCCCACUGGUCUUCACCAUGGCAAUGGAGUUAAUAAUUCAAGCAUCUCGAUGGGUGGUCGGAGGGGAACGCCUGAAGAGCGGGCUGCGGCUUCCUCCAAUCAGGGUGUAUAUGGAUGACAUGACUACCAUAACAACGACUAACGCAUGCACCAAACGCCUGCUGUACAAACUCCAGGGAAACAUCAGAUGGGCCCGAAUGGAGAUUAAACCCAGCAAAUCCUGCAGCAUCUCCAUUGUCAAGGGCCAGAGUGCAAAUGAGAGGUUCCACAUCAAUGACAAGCCGAUACCAACGACCCUGGAGAAGCCCAUAAAAAGCCUUGAUCGGUUGUACAACCCAGAUCUCAAAGACUCUGAACAGGUGGAACAACUCAAGCAGGAUACCAUCAGUGGCCUGAAGCAGAUCAACAGCACUGUUCUCCCAAGGAAGCUGAAGCUCUGA